AUGUCUGGGGUACAACUCGAUGCUGAAAUCAACGGUUUGUUUAAUGAUAUGAGGUUGAGAAGCACACACAAGUUUGCAUUCUUUAAAAUUGAAGGAAAGAAGAAAAUUGUUGUUGACGUGUGUGGUGAUCCAUGCAAAACAGAAGCAAAAGAAGAAGAUGAGGCACAGUUUAAUAAAAUGAAGGAGCAACUCAGCAAAGAGCCACGAUAUAUUUUGUAUGAUUUUGGAUUUAUGAAGAAGGAUGGCAGGAAAGUUAAUAAGUUGGCAUUCAUCUUUUGGUGAGUAAGGUUGUCUCUGCAUUUUUAAUUCGUGACCGGGCAUAAAAUCUUCCUUUAGCCUCAAAACAUUUUAGGCUGGAUUUUACUUGCUAAACAGAGUCAGAGUUGUAAGAACAUUUUAUUUUCAAAAUAAGUUAUUAACCUAGUGAAAAUCAAAACUCUGAAUCGUAAGCGGAGUUAUAAGUGCAACAGAAUACUUCGUCGCUCGCUUUUGCUCGCUUCGCCAGCAUUCCUCGCGCCUUCGGCGCUCACGCAGUCGACUUAAGGUAAGUCUACAGAAUUGGUUGUCUGCGUGGCAGAAAGGCGCUCGAGGAGGAGUGUAAGGAACGCCUGCAAGGACGCUAUGGUCUUUUCCAUUUUCACAUCUACCAGAGAGAUGUAAAAAUAAUGAAUACCUUAACUAACAGUAACAGAUGGUUAGACGUUUACAGUUGCGUUUUUUUGCAUACAUAAUAAGUAGGCGGGUAGUGACAAUAAUGGCGCUCUUGCAGGCGCUCCCCUCCUCCCCACCCCCCUAAAAUUCCCGUCCCUUCCCCGUUUCGAACACCUGACACGUAGGCUGCAGAACUGGAGUCAGAAUAAUCAGAACAUUUCUAUUUUCUUCUGACUCUGCUUAUGAAUCCAUCACUUACGACCCAGUGAAAACUAGAUUGCUGGAGGAAAAAAAACGGAGAACCCGAAAAAAACCUUCUCCGUGCAGAGAACCAAGAACUAAACCAACCAACAUACUGAGUCGACGCCGGGAUUUAAACCUGGACCACAUUGGUGUGGGAGGUGUGUGCUCUAACCACUGCUCUCACCAUAGAGCCACCCUUGCUCCCUGAAUUGAUGUAUGCAUUCAUCAAGAGAUUAUUAAAUCAAAAAUGUGUUGGGUACAUCUCUUUAGCUUUAGUUUGUAUGAUUACACCCUUAUUACCUGGUACUCAUUUCUACUUAGGGACUUUAUAUAUGAGGUGAGCUAGCCUGGCCUGCUUUACCAUGCUGGCUCGGCUCAUGCCUUGUUUCCUUGCAAAAUUGUUUUUGUGUUUAUAUGAGAAGGCCGGCUGGCCCGCUUGCUGAGAUCUUCCUUCAAGCAACCACGAUCUCGGCAAACGGGGCAGCCGGCCUUCUCAUAUAAACACAGCAACAAUUUUAUAAGGAAACAAGGCAUGAGCUGAGCCAGCCCGUUUCAUCUCAUUUCCCUUUUUCCCUUUAGGUGUGACGAAAAUGCAAGGAUUGGAGACAAAAUGAUAUACGCAUCUUCGAAAGACACCAUCAAAAAGUCCUUCACUGGUUUAUCACUGGAGUUCCAAGCAAAUGAUGGGGGUGAUUUGGAUUACACAACUUUAAGCGAGGAAGUGGAACAAAAAGCUUACUAGAUAGUUUGAGGCCCAGCCUUAACACUCAGAGUGACUCAAUCAGUUACUCGUAUUGUUUUUCUUGUAUUUAUAGAACAAUCACACUGUAUUUUUUUUACUUGAUUAUGACGUCCGAGAACGUCGAAACGUCGUAUAUUUUCUAACUUUUUUCAACAAUUUCUUGAAUGUUUUUAAGAAAAGUUUUUUCACAAUUUUUUAUAGCUAAAGAAUCAAUUAAAACCUUGUAAUACCGUG
Messenger RNA from Porites lobata, 1870 nucleotides. Lineage: Eukaryota; Metazoa; Cnidaria; Anthozoa; Scleractinia; Poritidae. The record is from the annotation of a GenBank genome assembly.